Messenger RNA from Seriola aureovittata, 2003 nucleotides. RefSeq names its product perforin-1-like. Bases 83 to 1816 code for a protein of 577 amino acids. NCBI's taxonomy places the organism in Eukaryota, Metazoa, Chordata, Actinopteri, Carangiformes, Carangidae. The record is from RefSeq and is a predicted model, not a curated record. The transcript is spliced from 3 exons.
GACUCCACCUCCUGAACAUAAAUACUUUAAGUUGAACUUCGUGAGCCACUGAACAGAGCUUGGUGUUGACACUUAAAUUGAGAUGGCAGUGCUGUGGCAGCUCAUGUUCCUGUGCUGGGCAUGGAGUCCACUGUGUCUGUCAGCCAGGGUAAGCUUCAUCAGAACACCAGAAGAGUGUAAAAAGGCUCCCUUUGUCCCCGGUUACAAUCUGGGUGGAGAAGGCUUCGACAUCGUCAAAAUGGAGCGGAAAGGUGCCUAUGUGAUCGACACUGAAACAUGGAAGCUUGGCAAUGGCACUUGCAAGUUAUACAGAAACGGCUACAUGAAUAACGAAAAUCAGAAGAUCCCAGUUGCAGUUGUGGACUGGAGAACCCUCCCUAAGUGCAGUUUAACAGUCUCCAGUAAAGUCUAUGAUUCUGUCGAAACUCUUGUCAAUGACUCUACAUCAUCUGUGUCGAACAACUGGAGAUUCGGCCUUGAUAUCCCUGUACACGCCAGUGUUACUGUCGGUGUUGGCUUUGGAGGUUCCCACUCUAAAGAAUCGACCUUUGGCAUGAAAAAGUCAAAACAAGACCACUACACCUUCUUUCGCCAUUCUAUCUACUGUAACUUCUACCGCUACAGACUGGCAGCAAAACCUCCACUGAGUCAUGAGUUUGGAUCAGCUGUCAACUCCCUUCCGUCCUAUUCAUGUAAAACCGAACCAUUAUAUCGCAAUGUGAUCGACACCUAUGGUACACAUUACAUCACACAAGUGUUUCUGGGAGGUGAAAUGAAGGCAGUCACGGCUAUCAAGACCUGCCAAGCGACCAUGAAUGGACUGUCUGCAACAGAGGUGAAAGACUGUUUGUCAGUUGAGGCCUCAGCUGGCUUUGCAGGUACUGCCAGCAUAAAGGCCAUGAAAGAGCACUGUAAGCAAAAGAGGAGGAAGUUGGGCUCUGGCCAGAGGUUUAGCAGCAUGUUUAGUGAGCGUAACACAGAGGUCAUUGGUGGAAACAUUAAUGGAGCUGAUAUCCUGUUUGAAGGCCAAUCAAAUCCUUCUGUCUAUAAUAACUGGCUUAAAUCACUGAAGAACAUACCUGAUGUGGUCCAAUACAACUUAAAGCCCCUGCACACCAUACUGCCAAGUGCUCAUCCUGCAAGAGCCGGACUGAAGCGAGAGGUGGAGAAGUACAUUAAGAAAAAUGCAGUGUUGAAGAAAUGUUCAGAAACCUGUAAGAUUGGGAAGAGAUCAGGCAAGAGGGAUCCUUGUGCUUGUGUCUGCAACAGUAAUCAGAAUAUCAAGUCAAACUGCUGUCCUGCUGGGAAAGGUCUCGCGACAUUAAAGGUGUUCAAGCUUUAUGCACAGGGUCUGUAUGGUGACAAGUGGACUCAGACAGAUGGUUCAGUGGAGGUCAGAUAUGGUUACCAGGUAAAGCGCACUGCUAUUAUACAAGAUAAUGACAAUCCUAAAUGGAAAGAAAAGUUUAAUUUUGGACCCAUCAAAAUCAACAUGAGAAACAAACUUACGUUCAGUGUUUAUGAUGAGGAUACUUACUGGAACAGUGAUCUACUUGGUAAGUGUUCAUUUGGUCUGCGUAAAGGCAGAGUGAGCGACAGCUGCAUGUUAGAUCAUGGUACCCUCUUCUUCUCCUACAUAGUAAAGUGUGCACCAAGUCUUGGUGGUCAGCAAUGUCAAGAUUACAUACCUUCCCCCAUGAGUGCCUCUCUGGCCGCGGUCUUCUACACCAGAAACGGGGUCCUCGCUGGAGAAACUGGUAUGCUAAAUCAGCAGUCAGCCAGUUUGAAGCCAGCAGGUAAUAUGACAUGCAAUUAGAGUUUUAGAGAUUUAAUUUUAUAAUGCAUACUUUGCCAGUAGUAAAGCAGUAGUAGUAGUUGCCUCUUUCAUGUGCAACUGUAAUUUUCUUUUUUCUUAAUUUCCAAAAUUGAAUUACCUGUAUGUCUGUAAAAUUUCCAUUAUCCAGUUUUCAUGUGUUUCUUCUUUGUGACAUGAAUGUCACACA